UCUAGCAGAAGGGAAUUGGUCGCAAAUUUGAAGACCAUGAUUUCCGGAAAAUCUACUAUUACGCUUGGAACUGCGAAAAAAUAAUUUUCAAUGGUCAGUGCGACUCCAAUAUUUAUGGAUCUAUGUUUGGCACACUAUUAACGCUAAAGGAUUCUGAUGUAUUCGUAUUCAAUACAAUACUGCCUAUAAAUAUUUUGUUAGUUGACACGAAUAUUAAUCAGGAAAAGAAAACUGUACAAAUGGAAGAGAUGUAUCAUUUAUGUCCAUGUACAGAUUUAAUUAUGACUAGUAUUGAAAACAUGUUUCCAGAACUGUUUAUUAUAGUGACUGCUCUUGGCUCGACAAUUCUAGACGCGUAUUUAGGACUGCAUGAAAAAGAUAUUGAGUCGAUUAAUGCAACAUUGAUAGAUAACUUCAAAAAAUUAUUGAUCUCCAUCAAUAGAAAUCAAAGUUUGCUAAAGGCAUUAGGCUUGUCAAAUCAAAAUAUAAAUUUAAUUUGCGCAAUUGCGCAAAAACAUUCGUGUAGUUGUAAGAUGAUAAGUACUAGUGGAUACGUAUUCAUUCUCCCACUACCAACUACCACGCCUGAACAUAUCGAUCAAUUAAAACAGGAUCUUAAAUCUCAUCAUUUUUUCGUUAUUAAAGAUACCUAUAUAAGUUGUGAUAGCCUUAAAAUUCAUUAAUACUUUUAUUAUUUACAAUAUAUAGAAGAAUUAUGACGAUAGAAGAAACGAUACGAAUAUGAAUAAUUAUCAUAGGAUGCUUUUAUUUAAUAUAUUUAUUAUAUUUUCUUUCUUCUUUCUUACUUUUCCUCGACAAAUUGACAACAUUAAAUAUAUGUAUAUAUAAAUUAAAGAA
This is a messenger RNA of Pogonomyrmex barbatus (red harvester ant), 858 nucleotides long. RefSeq lists its product as uncharacterized. Lineage: Eukaryota; Metazoa; Arthropoda; Insecta; Hymenoptera; Formicidae. The record is from RefSeq and is a predicted model, not a curated record.